Dreissena polymorpha is the source of this 2329-nucleotide messenger RNA. Its product is annotated as fibrous sheath CABYR-binding protein-like. Lineage: Eukaryota; Metazoa; Mollusca; Bivalvia; Myida; Dreissenidae. The record is from RefSeq and is a predicted model, not a curated record. The transcript is spliced from 2 exons. Bases 114 to 746 code for a protein of 210 amino acids.
AAACCUUUUUUUUUUCAGACGACAGGCGUGAACGAUGGAUUGCAGUUUGCCGAGAAAGAUGUGCCGUCGUCCCUGAUACACUUAAUGAUUGUAAUACUCUCGACUUUAACGACAUGAAUGACAUCCCCUGGGUCCUCUUAACGUCAUCCAUCAAUGCACCGAUCACACGAACAACGCAUAUAAGAAGUUUCUUACGCAGGGGAGUUCUAACUUUUCCGUAUCCAGCCGGACCAAAUGAAAACACAGCUCCAAAAGAGGUAAUGCCUCCCCAAAAUGUUCAGCCUCAUGCAGAAAGCACAGCCCCAAAAGAGGUAACGCCUCCCCAAAAUGUUCAGUCUCAUGCAGAAAACACUGCUCCAAAAGAGUUAACGCCUCCUCAAAAUCUUCUGCCUCAUGCAGAAAACACAGCUCCAAAAGAGGUAACGCCUCCCCAAAAUGUUCAGCCUCAUGCAGAAAACACAGCUCCAAAAGAGGUAACGCCUCCCCAAAAUGUUAAGCCUCAUGCAGAAAAUACCGGGACGCAACGUCAAGCCGAAGGAAAUGAAAACACAGCUCCCAGAUAUGUAACGCCUUCUCAAAAUGUUCAGCCUUCUGCAGUCCAUAUUAGAUCACGCGCUUCAAUUCCACAAGAACAUUCGACGUAUCAAUGGCCAGCCGACGCAAAUGAAAACACCGAGGUACCGACUUCUCAAAAUGUUCAGCCUCCUGCGGAUCCUAAUGGAUCCGUUUCCAACUCCUCUACAUAAUCACAAGAUUCAAUGGCCAGCCGGCGCAAAUGAAAACACAGCUCCCACAGAGAUAACGCCUUCUCAAAAUUAUUAGACUCCAGCAGAUCAGAAAUGAUCACCGGCUUCAACUUCCGCAGAACAUGCAGGGACUCACUUGCAAUCCGGCAAAAAUGAAAUACACAGCUCCAAAAGAGGUAACGGAGAUGAAAAUACAGCUCCCAAAGAAGUAAUGCUUUCUCGAAAUGUUCAGCUUUCUGCAGACCCUAUUAUAUCACGCGCUUCAAUUCCACAAGAACAUUGUUCGUAUCAAUGGUAAGCCGACGUAAAUAAAAACACCGAAGCACCGACUGUGUUUUCAUCUUUAACAAUCCUUGCAAUCCGGCAAAAUGAAAUACACAGCUCUAAAAGAGGUAACGCAUUCCCGGCCAAAGACCCUAAUAUAUUAUCCGCUCAUAUUUCACCAGCAAAUACCGAAUUGAUCGGUUUUUAAUUCACUUGAAAAUCCCAAGACUGAAUGGCCAGUCGGCACAAGAAAAAACACAACACUAAAAAGAUAAAGCCUUCUCGAAAUGUUAUGCCUCGUAAUGGAUAAGCCGCUCCUAUAUCACAAGAAAAUACCAAAAGACCAAGCGACCUACAGAAGCAUACAAACAAACAUCCAAAGAGGAUGAAAUAAAUUGAAAUGUUCAGCCUCUUCCUAAAUUGAUCACCACCUCAAAUUCAGCCACAAAAUACCAGGACUCACAUACAACAAAAUCAGGAGAACGAAGACAACAAAUUAAAAGGCGUAUCACUUACUCAAACGAUUCUGGUGCAGAAAUGAGAAACUUUACUUAAACAGAUUAUGGUACAACAUGCAAAACCGCAUUUAUAUAAUGCGCAGCUAAAAUACCACACAACAGUUGGAAUGUUAAAAGAAGAAUGCUGCUGGCGAUACGUAUCUUUUUUAGAGAGUCUUACAUGAGGCUGUAGCAGAAUAAUAAAUUACUAGUAAUACAAUUCGACAAAUAGAUCGAAGCAUAAAAAUGCAUAUUCAGACUACAAUGUUUAAUGAAUUAUUUUAAAAAAACUAUUCCAAAUUGUGUUUUUUUGUAUUGAAAGCAAUUAUCUCCUCAAUUUUCAGCCUAUUCAUUAAAAUGACUAAUAUUGGGAUUACUGUUCUGGUACUUAUUUCUAAAAUUAUAAACAGAAUCCAUUGAUAUGAUAAAAUUAACAAUAUGUGACAUGUGUGUAUGAACUUCUGUAACGUUACAGACGCUUAUAUGUUCAUAGUCAAAAUUUUGAUAUAAACGGCAAAUUCGCUGUUCGUUCGAUAAACACUUUAACACCGUUCCAAAAACAUUGAGUUACACGACAUUCCAAAAACAUAUGCCCACUCGAAUCUACUGACAUACUACAAAAAUCACAGAUUUUGGAUUGGGUUAAACCACAUAGCAAUAACUAUUAUAUGGAAUAAUGUGCAUAAUAUAUUUAUACAAGAACGUACUUAGCUUCGUAUCAUGUAUCACUCUAAGAGAUUGAAUAAACAAUCGUUUAUAUUUCUUUAUUUAAAAAAAAGAUCCCAUUUUGCAAUUUCCUUAAUUGGAUUUAUUUGCUUUGUC